Messenger RNA from Thermothelomyces thermophilus ATCC 42464, 1949 nucleotides. RefSeq lists its product as uncharacterized. The transcript is spliced from 2 exons. Gene Ontology annotation, cellular component: cytosol. NCBI's taxonomy places the organism in Eukaryota, Fungi, Ascomycota, Sordariomycetes, Sordariales, Chaetomiaceae. The record is from RefSeq and is a predicted model, not a curated record. Gene Ontology annotation, biological process: tRNA wobble position uridine thiolation. Gene Ontology annotation, molecular function: sulfurtransferase activity; tRNA binding. The coding region runs from base 206 to 1681 and encodes 491 amino acids.
UCGUUCAUCUAUCAAAACUGUGAGUCAGGAGUUUAAUCUCUGAUGCUCAUGUUUCUGCAUCUCAACGGGCUACUGUUCACAAUCGGGCCCAGGAAGGCAUCCAACUGGCAAUCCGUUCUUUGAGAUCACUUGGCCAAAGCUUCAGUGAGGCAGCACGAGCGCACAACCAAAAAAAAAGUUCAAUACUCAUCGCCGUUGAUCGUUGAUGGCCGGGUCAAACUCAACCGCGGGGUCCCUCACUCUCACGCGGCCCUGCGUGAAAUGUCGCGCCCAGGAGGCGACGCUGGAUAGCAGGUCUCAGCCUGUCUGCAGAGACUGCUUCACAAAGUUCAUUUCUGCCAAGUGCAUCAAGCAGAUCGGCAUCCUGGGCAAGGAGACCCGCCCGCCGCCAUCGGCGACCAACGGCCCGCCCACGGGCACCCGGCGCUACCUCCUGGGCCUCUCCCUCGGCGUCUCCUCCACCGUCCUCCUGCACCUCCUCAACGAGAACGUCGAGUUCCAGCUGGCCCGCGGUCGCAGCGCCCCCUUCGAGCUCACCGUCGUCCACAUUGACGACGACACCUCUCUCGACCACGACGGCCACGGCCACGGCCAUCCCUCCUCGCGCAGCACGAGUCCCGAAACCGUCCUUGCCCGCUACCGCGCCCGCUACCCGCGCUUCUCGUUCCACUCCAUUCCGCUCUCCUCGGCCAUCCCAAAAAACCACCACCACCCUGAAUCACCUACCGGCCCAGAGCACCCGGCAGACGCUAAUGAUGGAGGAGAAGGAAACAAAGGCGGAAAAUGCGGAGCGAACGCAGAGGAAGCACCACCACCACCAUCACCACCACCACCGCCGCCAUCAGCAACCUCCGCAGCAACCUCCGCCAUCGCCGCCGCCAUUGCCGCCGCCGCCGCAGCAAGUAGCACGACGACGGCGGCCUCCCGCAGCGACGUGACGCGGCUCCUGACGCGGCGGGCGCUCCUGGCGCAGGCCCGCGCGCGCGGCUGCCAGGCGCUGCUGCUGGGCCACAGCACGACGGCGCUGGCGGAGCUGACGCUGGCCGAGGCGGCCAAGGGGCGGGGGUUCGCGGUGCCCUGGCUGGUCGGGGACGGCCCGGCGGCGGGGGCGGCGGCGGGCCCCGGAACCGGGAGCGAGAACGGGAGCGAGAACGGGAGCGAGAACAACGGGAGAGGGGAGGUGCUGCUGGUCUGCCACCCCCUGCGCGACGCCCUCCGCAAGGAGCUGGUCAUCUACGCCGGCCUGGUCGACCCGCCACUUACGGAUCUGCUCGGCGGCAGCAGCAGCAGCAGUGGGAGCAGUGCUGAGGGGAGCAGCAGCGAGAACGGGGGCCCGUCGGCAGCAGCAGCAUCAUCAUCACCAUCACCAUCAGGAGCAGCAUCAGCGGUGGUGUCACACAGGGACCUGAGCAUCGAGGAGGUGAUGAGGAGAUACUUCGCCGAGGUGGAGGAGAGCUAUCCGUCCGUGGUCGCCAACGUCGCCCGGACGACGGGCAAGCUGGUACGCGCCGGGGAGGAUGCGGUCGGCGGGCAGUGGUGCGGGCUGUGCGGGAUGCCGCUCGACGAGGAUGGGGACGAGCGGUGGAGGGGAGAGUUGGGGAUUCGGGAGAGGACAGGCUCGGUGCCCGAGCUGUUGGGAGAGCGGUUGUGCUAUGGAUGUCAGAGAUCUACCGGAGGGUGAAGGUUGUCGGAUAGAUGGGCAAGGAGAAGAACAAGAAAAGAAAAUAAAUGCAUCAAUCUCAAGGCUGCGGUCAAAGGCAGCCUCGGCUUUGAUUUGAUUGGGAGCGUCGAGACGAUUCUCCCGGUCCCGAUUUCCGCAAUCACCUGUAGCGGGACGCGCGCGCGCGCGCGAGGUUCUAACAUUCCCUCCCAACGCGCGAUCUGGUAUCAAACGCGGAAAAGAAGGUUCUCCGAAUGCCAGAUCUACCCAACGCCAUAUUGAAAACAAA